Messenger RNA from Gasterosteus aculeatus aculeatus (three-spined stickleback), 3556 nucleotides. RefSeq names its product lin-7 homolog C (C. elegans) (gene lin7c). The record is from RefSeq and is a predicted model, not a curated record. Lineage: Eukaryota; Metazoa; Chordata; Actinopteri; Perciformes; Gasterosteidae. Gene Ontology annotation, molecular function: protein binding.
UGACACUAGCAACUAAUAGCCUAGCCGGCUACCUCGGCUAAUCUGAUUUACCGUCUCUGUUAGACGGACGUAACGCUAGCCCCGGGAUUACCGUAUUCUCCAUACCCAGUGAUUAACGCUAAAUAUAGGGGACAUUAAACAGCCGCUUGCUAACAGAAUGGCAUCGCUUGGGGAGCCCGUGCGGUUGGAAAGAGAUAUUAACCGUGCUGUUGAACUGCUGGAUAAGCUCCAGAGGACGGGGGAAGUGCCUCCCCAGAAGCUGCAGGCCCUGCAGAGGGUCUUACAGAGUGAAUUCUGCAACGCCGUCAGAGAAGUUUAUGAACAUGUUUAUGAAACGGUGGACAUCAACAGCAGUCCGGAAGUCCGGGCCAACGCCACAGCGAAGGCGACUGUGGCAGCUUUUGCAGCAAGUGAGGGACACUCGCAUCCGCGUGUUGUGGAGCUUCCCAAAACGGAAGAAGGUCUGGGGUUCAACAUAAUGGGCGGGAAGGAGCAAAAUUCCCCAAUAUAUAUCUCUCGAAUCAUCCCAGCCGGCAUCGCUGACCGACAUGGAGGACUGAAGAGAGGCGACCAGCUUCUCUCUGUCAACGGGGUGAGUGUGGAAGGUGAGCACCACGAGAAAGCUGUGGAACUCCUCAAAGCGGCUCAGGGCUCAGUGAAGCUGGUAGUGAGGUACACCCCCAAAGUCCUGGAGGAAAUGGAGUCCCGCUUUGAGAAAAUGAGGUCGGCGAAGCGCCGCCAACAGAACAACUUCCCCCAGUAGGGUUUGUCCGUGUUGAUGCCCAAGCUCCCAUGUCUCUCCUCUUUUAGCCUUCGGGCCAUGUGUUCUCUCUCUCCCUCCCUCUCUCUCUCUUCCUCUCCUUUCCUUCUCUCUCACUCCCAAAAAAUGCUUCACAAACAUACUCAUGUUUUUAGUUUUAGUUCCUUCUCAAAUAUACCAUAUAUUAUACUUCUACUCUACACUUCUGUAGCAUUUUUAAAUAUUUGCCAUUGUUACGUUGGACACUAUAACUCUAGACAAACAUCGUGAUUGUCAGUGUAGGUGGUCACUCACACUUGUGCAUUAUUUUGGAAUGCAACUCUGAAUGCUUUUGAGACCAACUACACAAUUCAUUUGACUGGAAAGUUAGUGUUUUUAAAUAUUUUAUCACAGUCACUACCAAGUGCCUCAGGGCAAUCGUGUUUAUUGUAUGUACUGUGUUCACCGUUAUGUUUUUGUUUUUAAUGGUUUCAAAGUCAAGUACUGGUAAUUAAAUUCAAAAUAAUUUGCAUCUGUUAUUCUCAAAGCUCUGUACCUAAAAUACAUGGUGGCAAAUGCAGAUACCCUUUAAUUGUGCAUACAUAGAAAAAACUGCACUUUUUUGUUCAGAGAAGGGAAGCAUUGGAGUAUUUUUAGUUCCAAUUAGUUAAAAAGAACGCCGUAAGCAGGAUAAUAAGGGAAACUACCGAAAGGACACCUUUAAAACAAAUGAUGGAUUAUCUAUACUUCUCUGGGCUAAAUUUAUAGUUGUCUAACGUCACACCACACUAUAAAAAGCUCACUGUAAGUGAUUUAAUGGGGUCUCAGCAACUUUUGAACUAAACUGCUGCCGCCACAGAGCCUCGAAUUUAUACUUUUAAUAAUAAAUAAGGAAGUCGUACAUCUUCAUAAGCAAAUACUCUGACCUGAGAUAAAACCUGUUUGACUUCUGUUCGAUCUGUUUUUAAAUGAAUCACAAAUGUACUUAACAUUUGUCUUUUGAAAUUCCAAGCAACCUCUUUGGUCACAAUAAUGCCUAAUGUGAGCUUUCCUCAUUCUUUUGAAUGCUGUUAUCACAGCUGGUUCAUAUUCACUUUUCACCACGUUUUGGGGAUUAUGCUGUAAAUCUGCUGCAUUGGUGAAUUUUAUUUCAUUUUUCAACAUUUUAUUUAACAAUGUCGGGGGAGAAUUUGUUGAGCUGAAUCCACAAAUUUCCACCACAUCUAACAUGAAACAUUAACUUAAUUAGAACCUGUUGUUUAUACUGUUAAUCUUUGACUUCUUCAACUGGUGCUGGGAUGAGAUGUAUAGAAAAAUGUCUUGCCGUUUAAAUAACGAUUUCUUUUAUGAUGCUUUCACUCGAAAAUGAGUACUUCCAUACUUUCAAUAAUUUACUAAUACAUUUAAACUGUCUCUGUCUGUCCUGCAUGUCACUCCACAUCUAUUUCCUUAAUAGUUUGCCAUCAUUCUUUUAUCACCUCUAACAGUCUUUGCGUCACUAAAGCCAACCAUUUAUUGGCACCCAUGUACUUUGUAUGUAAUAUUAAGUCCCUGGCAGGCAGGCUCAAGCCGGCUAAUGUCGAAACUGUGUCAAUGACCCCCAAUUUGCUGUAGACCUUCCUCCCAUGUUUACAACACUUACAAAGUUAUUUUUUAUAGUUUCAAAAUGUUUUUCAAAGCACAAUUAGCUACAAUAUGGAUGUUCCUUAUUAUAAUGUGGAUUAUACAUUAUCAAACUGAAUGCAAAACAAAUGAUCUAUGCAAAGUAAAUUCAAAAAACUUUUGAAAUAUCCUCAAAUGGUGCAUAAAUAUUUUAUUGCAGAAUGUUCUUGGAAAUUACUACUUUACGGCUGUGUGGACAAAUGUAUGUUUGAGAACGCUGCACUAAAACACAUUGGGGUUAAAUUAUUACUAAGUAACUCAUAUUUUUUACUGUCUCCGUUUGACACUAGCAUUGCUAUCUAAUGAACGAUGGUCAAGUUACGGUACAGUCCGACUUUGACACAUUUGUCAUUCAAUUUAAUCAGAACGUGUGUCCAAAUGUUGGACUGUUACUGUACAUGUAGAGGAAUAGGAUUAUGUGACGGUGUGUUUAGCAAUAGAGCGUCGCAUAGGCCACUAUGAGUAUACUUUUGUUUUGAGGCUAAACAUUCAACAGGAAAGUGGCUUUACAUAGAAGUCAAUGUCUUAAAAUAAUGUAUUUUUUGUGUUUUAUUACAUAGAUUCACCGCUUACACACAUGAAUAGUAAAUCAGGACAAAAUGUAAUGUAAAAAAUGUUCACACGUCACACUCACCACUGAAUGUCACUGACUAUUGUCUGGAUGGGUUUUAAAUUUUAGUACCUUUCAACUUUCUACCAGUCUCCUGUGUCUAUAUAUUGGAAUGAUCCAUAGAGUAUUUUUUAUAAUAGCUUUCUUUUGAUAUUUUUCUCAAUUUUUAUAAAGGAUUUUCCUAAAAAUGAAUACAGUAAUUGGUACUUCCAUUUUGACUGCGUUCCAGGACCAUCUCAGCAAAGUCUCCUAAAGCCGCGCUGUUACUGGACUAAUGUUUGGGAACUUGACGUUUCCUUGAUCAGCUCCUCCUUUCUGAGAUUUCAACUGAUUAGUCUUUUCUUUUUGGUACCAGGAGAAAACAUUUGUGAAAACCUUUUGAAAUAUUUAAGUUUGUCGUUGUUUAGGUGUAUUACCUGUGUUGUUAUUUUGUGCUCUGGUUUCUUAUCCAGUUUACUGUCACUUUGAUGUGAAAUGUAAAAUGUUGUGAUGUAGAAUAAAAAACAGUUGGACAAAAUAAACUGUUUAAAAAUGUCAAACAAUAA